AUGGAACUCCUACCAGAAGGCCAACAAAACACCACCGAGGUGUUGUGGGAAGAUCAGCAAAAGAUUAAUAAGUUCUCUUCUCUCAUCAACAAAAAGGAUGAGUUGACUGCCAGCCUCGAAAAGUACAAGUCCGAGAAGGAAUAUAUGGACGAUUUAGCUCAAGAAGUUGAGAUGUUAGGUCUUGAAUCUGAAGACAGUGAUGAACCUAUCCAGUUCAAGAUAGGCGAUUCUUUUGUGUUUUUGCCUAUGGAUGUUGCUGUUGAAAAGAUCGAAAAGGAAGAUGGCAUUUUGACUGAAAAGAUCUCAACAGUUUCCGAUGAAAUCGACGAAAUCGACCAGCAACUAGCGCAAUUGAAGGCUCACUUAUAUGGCAAGUUUGGCCAGAGCAUUAACUUGGAACGUUGA
This is a messenger RNA of Sungouiella intermedia, 405 nucleotides long. Lineage: Eukaryota; Fungi; Ascomycota; Pichiomycetes; Serinales; Metschnikowiaceae. The record is from the annotation of a GenBank genome assembly.